GCAAAUUCGAUCUUACAAAUCCCCAUCUAUAAAUAAGCUUAUGCUCCAACUAACAUCCCAAGAAAUAAAAGCAAUCAAUUUCUAAGUCUCAAAGCUUUUGAGUCUUUAAAACAAUUAGUUAAAAUUGAAAAAUGAGUUCAAUAAAGAGUAGAACAUGGAUGGUAAUGGCAGCAGUAGAAGGCAUGAAGGAUCACGGUUAUGCAAGAUGGAAUUAUACCAUGAAAUCUCUUCAACAACAUUUGAAGAAUAAUGUGAGAUCAUAUCAUCAGGCUAAUAAACUUUCCUUAAUUUCUAAGAAAAUGAAGGAUGAACAAACCAAACAAUGUGAUGAAUCCCUUAGAACAGUCAUGUAUUUGAGUUGUUGGGGUCCCAACUCUUAACUCCUAAAAUAUUAGAGUAUGCUUUAAACAAUACAAUUCUGUAUAAUAUUGUAAUUAAUCAUUCUAGUUUAUACUAAUACUUCUAUUUCAUACUCCAUAUAUUACUGUCUACUAUUUUUUUUCUACCUCUAAUUAGAGUAGUUGAACCUUCCUUCUUA
Amaranthus tricolor (Joseph's coat) is the source of this 538-nucleotide messenger RNA. RefSeq lists its product as uncharacterized. The transcript has a single exon. The record is from RefSeq and is a predicted model, not a curated record. Lineage: Eukaryota; Viridiplantae; Streptophyta; Magnoliopsida; Caryophyllales; Amaranthaceae. Bases 132 to 380 code for a protein of 82 amino acids.